CACCGCACGAUGAAGAACGCCAACACCCAGCUCCUCGCCGGCGCGCUCGCGCUCCUCGCGACCGCUUCGGCCGCCUGCGUGCCGCCCACGGCGGACCUGCAGGCGGCGCUCAACGCCGGAGGCAAAGGCUUCGUCCUCAGCCUGUGCCCAGGCCAGACGUACCCCCUCGCGGUGCCGCUGCAGCCCAAGGCGGCGGGGCAAGAGAUCUCGACGCAAGGCUACCCGACCGACUCGACCCGCGCCAUCCUCCUCGGGACAAGCACCACGCAGGGCGUGGUGAUCUCUGCCACCGGGGACAACCUGGACGGCGUGAUCAUCCGGAACAUCCAAGUUGACGGCGGGCGCACCGACGCCGUGCCCGAUCCGUUUCCGUCGGCUGUCGCCGGGUCGUCCAACAUCGAGAUGGGCGGGAACAACGCCAACCAGGUGAUUGAGAACGUGUACUCGCACCACCCGAAGAGCGACUCGUGUCUCCAUGUGAUCGAGGGCCAGCUCAAGUGCAACAACGCGACGGUGCGCAACAACCAGAUCGGACCCUGCGGGCGCUCGACCCCCGGCCGUAUCGGCGACGGCAUCAUGCUCGCGUGCACCAACUCGCUCGUCGAGGGCAACGUGAUCACUGACGCGACGGACGGCGGGAUCGUCAUCUUCUCGAGCCCGCACUCGACCGUGCAGAACAACCAUAUCGUCGCAAAGACGGCGCACACGCUCGGCGGCAUCAACCUCGUCGACCUGACGCCGUACACCCCGCCGGGGAACUACACGGGCGUGCGCGUCCUCUCGAACACCAUCACGGGCGGCUUCGCGACGUCGUGCGGCAACGCGACCGGCGGGCCGUCCACCUCGCGCGGAUACAUCGGCAUCGGUAUCCCCGUGGGCUGGGACACGUGGGUCGCGUCCAAUGACCCGCGUGUCGAGGCGGGCGAGAAGGUCGACGGGCCGGUCGUGAGCGGCAACACGCUGCAGGGGGCUAUGGGCUUCGGCAUCGCCGUCGCUGGGGCCGAGUAUCUGACCGUCAGCGGCAACGUCUUUGAGGACGCGGCAUUUAUCGGCGACAGCUCGGAGAAGUGCUACAAGACCGGAUACGUCCAGCCGCCGCCCAUGGCGCUCCUGGAGAACGCGUACCUCGACGGCCUCGGCGUCCAGCUGUCCAGCUCGGGCAGCUAUAGCUGGAAGCAGGAGAACAGUUCGUACUACCUCAUCUGCUACUACCCGCCCAGCGGGAGCGCCAACAUCUGGCCCUAUGCUCCGGGGUCGAACUGUGCCGUUAAGCCGUCGGCAUCGAGCACGUCGAGCCUGCCUAGGUCGUCGGCUGUGGCCCACACCACCACGACGACUGCUCACACCACCACGACUGCUGCUCACACCACUACCACGACGACGCACACCACCGCAAAGUCGGUCGCGGCAAGCAAGCCCACAACCGCCCACACCACGGCCCACACUACCACCUCAAGCGCACACUCGACAACCACCUCGCACACUACCACUACCAAGGUGAACCACCCCACCUCUGCCCACCUGACCACGGCAUCAGUGAAGGGAAAGACGCCGAACUCGACUAGCCGCACGACUACCCACACGACUACCCGCUCGACUACCACCCGGAAGCCGACCACCGGCCACACCACGACUUCUCACACGACUCAUACCACCGCCCACACCACUACUCACUCCUCUACGCCCCAGAAGGCGCCCAACUGCGGUCCCGAAACCACCCACGACGCCCGCCGUAGUCGCCAAACGUCGUGAUUCUCAAACCCAUGCAUCCG
Vanrija pseudolonga is the source of this 1772-nucleotide messenger RNA. RefSeq lists its product as uncharacterized. Lineage: Eukaryota; Fungi; Basidiomycota; Tremellomycetes; Trichosporonales; Trichosporonaceae. The coding region runs from base 10 to 1752 and encodes 580 amino acids. The record is from RefSeq and is a predicted model, not a curated record. The transcript is spliced from 5 exons.